This is a messenger RNA of Lachancea mirantina, 612 nucleotides long. The record is from the annotation of a GenBank genome assembly. NCBI's taxonomy places the organism in Eukaryota, Fungi, Ascomycota, Saccharomycetes, Saccharomycetales, Saccharomycetaceae.
AUGGUGACAGUGGUAUUCAAACAUCAAAGUUCCAAUGCGUCUUCGUUGAGCAUUGCUGGUAACUUCACGGGCUGGAAUAUAGUGCCUAUGAUUAAGAACGAUGCCAAGAAACAAUGGGAAUAUGAAAUUGCGAAAGAGUCACUAGAAAAAUUCUCAGCAACAGACCAGAAGCCGAAACUAUUCUUCAAGUUUGUCGAAAAUGGAUCCAAUUGGUUUACGGACGAGAAUUUUGCUAAGGAAACUGAUGCAAAUGGUAAUGUAAAUAAUGUGCUUGUCAUUUCAUCUGAAGAUGAAGAUGACAACAGAUGCGAACAAGAUCGAGAUGUUGAAAGCGAAUUCAGCGAAAACGAAGUGACUCCACCACCCACCAAAUCCAGGACCGAGCAGGACUCGCCUGUUAUGGUGAGCGAUUCUGAUGUGGAAAGCUAUAGGGAUGCCACUACACGGCAAGGCGAGACUGAAGACGAAUCAGAUGAUUCCGUAAAAGGUAGUCGUGAUUUGACAACUGGGACCCAACCAAGCAAUUAUACGCAUUUUUUGCACAGAGUGAUUGUAUUUUUCAAAAAUCUGUUCUAUGGCUGGUUUGGGAUGGGAUCGGCAAGAGCACCUUGA